Molecule: messenger RNA, 633 nt
Organism: Pipistrellus nathusii (Nathusius's pipistrelle)
Lineage: Eukaryota; Metazoa; Chordata; Mammalia; Chiroptera; Vespertilionidae
Source: the annotation of a GenBank genome assembly
AUGGCCAACGCGGGGCUGCAACUGCUGGGCUUCAUCCUGGCCUUCCUGGGCUGGAUCGGGGCCAUCGCCAGCACAGCGAUGCCCCAGUGGAAGGUUCACUCCUAUGCGGGCGACAACAUCGUGACAGCCCAGUCCAUCUACGAGGGGCUGUGGAUGUCCUGCGUGUCGCAGAGUACCGGGCAGAUCCAAUGCAAAGUUUUCGACUCCUUGCUGAACCUCAACAGUACAUUGCAAGCAACCCGUGCCUUGAUGGUGGUUGGCAUCCUGCUGGGACUAAUAGCUAUCUUUGUGGCCACUGUUGGUAUGAAGUGUAUGAAGUGCCUGGAGGAGGAUGAGGUCCAGAAGAUGCGGAUGGCUGUCAUUGGAGGUGUGAUAUUUCUUAUUGCAGGUCUAGCUGCUUUAGUUGCCACAGCAUGGUAUGGCCACAGAAUUGUUCAAGAAUUCUAUGACCCCAUGACACCAGUCAAUGCCAGGUAUGAAUUUGGUGCAGCUCUCUUCACUGGCUGGGCUGCUGCUUCUCUCUUGCUUCUGGGAGGUGGCCUACUUUGCUGCUCCUGCCCCCGGAAAACAUCUUACCCAACACCACGGCCUUAUCCCAAGCCUGCUCCUUCCAGUGGGAAAGACUAUGUGUGA